UUUUAUAUCAUAGAUUUAUUGUGUUGUCAUGGUAUACUUGGUCCCAAUUUACGGAUCCAUCGCCAUCGGUGCACCCAGUGAGAUCAACAGGACAAUGUACGCUCUGGGACUGCAGAGUUAUUAUCCAAAGAAUGACACUGUACCUAUAGAGGAGAGAAUCAAAUUCUUCUUUGACAUAAUGGAAGCAAGUCUCAUAGUUUCAAUCACAGUUGCGUUCGCUGUCUGUGUGUUUAUCCUGGGAUUUAUCCUCUCAAAUUACAGAUCCAACAUUCUUGCGAUGUAUAAAGGUAUCCGAUUGGUCCUUCCUCCAAAGCUGGCAAGGAAAUCUCCAGGGUCGUAUAUGGAAGCAAGUAUGAAAUUUUUUGGAUAUCAGAUCGUCCACCUAGCAUUUGGAUUCUUCGUGCAAUCUAUAGUUUUAUUCAUCAUCGCCUUUUUACUUGCUUUCGUUUUCUUCAUCCCGAUAAUUUACGGAUGGGGUCUGGACGUACUACUGGGACUUUGUUUCACACUUGGUCCCUGGGUAAUACUUGUCAUCGUCAUACUUGUUGGACAAGCCUGGGCUUCGUAUACGCAUUUCACACGCAAUUAUGAAAACAAACCAACUAUUGCACUGAAUAAUAGGAAAUCGUACUACAACUGUUGGUAUUUAAUGUUUUUCUUCGAGUUCUUCUGGGGCUGGAUAGUUGCUGUAUUUCGCAUGAUUCAAGGCAUCUUCUACGGCUGCAUCCUCAUCGCACGCUGCGAUCUCAGUAUGUUGAACUGGAGAUUUGAACACCAGGACCCAGCCCUGCAGUCAUACGUGGCCAUGCUACAAGUGGAAGUCGCCCAUUCUCAUCCUAUCUUGUUGAGUUUCUGUAAAAUUCUACUGCAUCCUGUCAGCAGAAGAUGGAGGAACAAGAUGCUGAGGGAAGAUGUCGAAUCUGACGGAGACAAUCCAAAGAGACAGGUGAUAGCAAAACGAAUGAUGAUACGGAGUAGAUGGUUUUUGGCUUACACUCUCUUGCAUAACCCCCAACUGAAACAUCUUCGUAAACAGCGAAUCAAGGCACGCGCGGAGCGAAGGAAAGGAGCGGCAAAGCUGACCACGAUGUCCACGCAAACCCCGCGCCAUAUCGCAAUACAGACCAAACCCGAGGAGCUUCUGCUGAAUCAAUACUACCCCGAGCAUCCAGUCAGAGAAUCGGACAUCAAGCCAGAUUUCAGCGACAUCAACGAAACUUAUCAUUGAUCAACGAAUAUGCAAAUAUCGAAUGACGUCACUUUCAACAGAGACACCAAUCAUCGGUUGUGAUUUUCUGGCCGCACCGCAAAUUUAUUUAACGUAAGCGUUAUUAACCAAUGAGAAGGCGCGAUAGAUUAAACCAAUGAGAAUAGGGAAUAUAAGUCGUAUUUAUCAUUAAUAAUACCAAAUUGGUACAUACGAAUAUUUGCGUUGUAUUGAGUCGUUAUUAUUGCCCUGACACCAUGUACAGUGUAUUACGUAAUACCUUUACCAUUUUGUCAGAUAAACAUCAUGAUUAACUGACGUCAUUCAUAGUUAUUUUUGAUACAAUUUGAAACAAUUUUAUCCAAUAAUUGCCAUCCGGUUGUCGAGUUAUUUGUUUUUAAUUAUGUUCAAUAUUGUUUAACUUUUAG
Messenger RNA from Saccoglossus kowalevskii, 1635 nucleotides. Its product is annotated as receptor for retinol uptake STRA6-like. Gene Ontology annotation, biological process: vitamin A import into cell. The record is from RefSeq and is a predicted model, not a curated record. Gene Ontology annotation, cellular component: plasma membrane. Gene Ontology annotation, molecular function: retinol transmembrane transporter activity; signaling receptor activity. Lineage: Eukaryota; Metazoa; Hemichordata; Enteropneusta; Harrimaniidae.